AUGAGCUCAGCAAACAAGGAUCCUCCGGAAGAACAGCCAGGAAAAUCUCUACUCGAGGUUUCUAGUCCAACUGAAAUUGAACCGAAAGAUUCGGAAGAAUCUUCGGAGCAGUUUACUCCAAUUUAUGAACCUAAUGAAGGUGUUCCUGAGAAAAGAACCGGAAGCUUCAGGCAACUGUUGUCUUCAGGAUCAUCGAUGGUUAAGGACACGUUAAAUGCUCUGCCUCAGUUUUUGUCGUUAACAGAGUUAUCUCAGACAUUAUCUCACGCAUCUCCUGAAGAUCGUAAUAGUUCAAAAAGAUACCGACGAGAGAAACCUGAAAAUGCCCCCAUCAACGAUUCUGACGAUGACGACGAUGCUGUAGUGUUUUCAAGUGAUCCAAAAUUGGAAACGGUUACGUUACAACAAUUGGGAGGCGUUUCGUUUGAAGGAAGAGAAAUCAAAGAUGAUAAAACUAUGAAUCCUGGUUAUAUAGUUGUCAUACCUACACACAUAUGCUUUUUACGGGCAAUAAAAAACAAAGAUAGCCAAUAUACAUUGAUUGGUCGAUAUCCAUUGAAUACAAUAACUCGUAUAGCAUGCAAACGACAAGUGCCUGAGUUAUUAAGUUUCACUAUCGGGUUUGAAGAGAAUGGAAAAAUAACAACAACUGCUACUCAUCAGUUUAUCAUGCGACAAGCUGGAGAGUGUGCUAAAGCAGUCAAAGACGGAGUAAUUGCAUUAAUGAUGAAAAGUGAUCCUCUAGCCAUGUAA
This is a messenger RNA of Auanema sp. JU1783, 753 nucleotides long. The record is from the annotation of a GenBank genome assembly. NCBI's taxonomy places the organism in Eukaryota, Metazoa, Nematoda, Chromadorea, Rhabditida, Rhabditidae.